UGGAUCGUGCUGCCGCUCUUGCUUUACUCGCUGUUCACACUGUGCGCAGUCGAAGGCGCAGGAGGAAACGAAGAAACAUUUGGUGCAAACCAUGGCUGUUAAAUAGGUCUUCACGAGGAAGUUACGGGCAACUGUUUCAAGAAUUAUCAUCGAGUGAGAGUGAUUUCUUCAGUUACUUACGAAUGCCUACGAAUACUUUCUAUUACAUCCUUGACAAAGUAACACCAUUGAUUUCUCGCGAAGAUACUCACCUUCGUAGGAGUAUUUCUGCUGGUGCAAGACUUGAAGCUACUUUAAUUUAUUUAGCUACAGGUGCUUCAUAUACCCGACUCCAGUUCCAUACGAGAAUUUCUAAAGCAUCACUUUGCCUUAUAAUCCCAGAUACCUGCAGGGCAAUUUACAGCGUGCUGAAGGAAGAGUACAUGAAGACUCCUCGCACGCCAGCAGAAUGGUCUGCAAUUGGGGUUGACUUCGAAAAAAAAUGGAAUUUCACCAACUGCGUCGGAGCCAUCGACGGGAAACACGUCCAGAUAAAGCCACCCCCGAACAGCGGAAGUUACUAUUUUAAUUAUAAACAAACGCACAGCAUCGUGCUAUUGGGCGUGGCAGAUGCCAACUAUGAACUCAUAUAUGCAGAUGUUGGAACCAAUGGCAGGGUGUCCGACGGAGGCGUGUGGUCUGGGUGCUCGUUGAGCAGAAAUCUGGUUAAUGGCUCAAUUAAAUUACCAACAAAUAAAGUACUUCCGAAGAGCGCUACGAUCGCACCAUACGUCUUCGUCGCAGACGACGCUUUCCCGCUGAAGCCCUACCUCCUCAAGCCAUACCCAUUCAGGAAUCAAAACGAGGAACAAAGAAUAUUUUCGUACCGUCUGUCUCGAGCAAGGCGAAUAGUUGAAAAUGCAUUUGGAAUUAUGUCCAAUAAAUUCCGUGUGUUGCAGACAUCAAUUGCCUUGACCCCUGACAAAGCAGAGCACGUAGUUCUAGCAACAAUUGUGCUACACAACCUGCUCAGACGUGAGUAUUCAAAUGAACACACUCCGCAAGGCAGCAUUGACGUCGAAGAUAUCGACAGAGGCGAGAUCGUGCAUGGGUCUUGGCGGCAAGACGCGGCGCAGUUGCUGGAGCUUGAACGACGACGGGAUGGUCGAGUUUCGGAAGAAGCUAGAGAAGUUCGCGAAGCUUUCUGCAAGUACUUCAAUAACGAAGGACAAGUACCCUGGCAGCGCCAAAUGGCAGGACUCAGGCCUGAAUAACCCAUAUCUUAAAUGUAUGCCUCUACUCAGUUGAUAGAAUUUCAAAUAUAAAAUUCAAAAGUUUUCGGCUAUCU
Molecule: messenger RNA, 1327 nt
Organism: Hyalella azteca
Lineage: Eukaryota; Metazoa; Arthropoda; Malacostraca; Amphipoda; Hyalellidae
Product: putative nuclease HARBI1
Exons: 2
Coding region: 183-1253 (356 amino acids)
Source: RefSeq, a predicted model, not a curated record